Messenger RNA from Gallus gallus (chicken), 5703 nucleotides. It is a transcript of the gene TTRL, whose product is annotated as transthyretin-like. Gene Ontology annotation, molecular function: thyroid hormone binding. Bases 2260 to 2703 code for a protein of 147 amino acids. Lineage: Eukaryota; Metazoa; Chordata; Aves; Galliformes; Phasianidae. The transcript is spliced from 4 exons. The record is from RefSeq and is a predicted model, not a curated record. Gene Ontology annotation, biological process: purine nucleobase metabolic process.
UUCACUGCUAAUGAUUCUGGCCACCGCCAUUAUACCAUCGCUGCUCUCCUCAGUCCUUUCUCUUACUCAACAACUGCUGUUGUCAGUGAUCCCCAGGAAUGAAAACAUACUGUCAAUAGAUAUAUAUACCCUCCUCUGCUAGGACUAUUAUAGGUUUUUAGGAGGAAGGUUUUUCCGAUUGCUAAUGCAUAUCCUUUUGCUACAUUAGUUGUUAUUUGUUUUUCAUUUUGUAACCUGGCAAAAAUUCAGAUAAGUCAAUAAAAUGUAACUUCUUUAAAACAGUUUUGAUUCUGUUGAUGAAGUUUUAUUGUGUCCUAAAGUGUUAUGAUUUGUGUUCAAGUACAAAGGACACCUAGAAACAGUGUGGCACAGGGAAGUAAAUUAACACUUGGUUUGGUUCUGUUAACUUCCCCCAUCAUUAUAAAAAAAAUUCUCAGCAAAUGCAUUGGUUCAAAAUAAGACAGAGCUCUGCUAUCUUAAAAAAAAGAAAGAAAGAAAGAAAGAAAAUCAAGCAAGCAUACUCAAAACAUGAAACUCAUUCAUGUUAUUCGGUUUAUACACAGAAGAUAUGGUCCCACUACCAACUAGGUCAUGGGGUAAAUAGGAGAAAUUCUGAAUACCUAGCAGCAACACAAACAAUAUAGAAAGACUCUUAAGUUAAGUAAAUGUAGAGAGCUGAGCUAAAAGCCGUGUAGCUUUACUUAAAAUUUCAAGGCAAACUUUGUUGAUUUGACAAGGAAAAAUUGCUGCUCACUGAAUCUAGGAAGUUCUGAAGUAAUUUCAGUUACCAUCAUUGUAAACAGCUCUGCUCUUUAAUACAGUUGGCUACCUCUAGUAAGUCAAAUUUCUGUCCAUAAAAAAACAAAUUCAUAAAAUGGAAGCAUUACCAUAAUAUUAUCUUCAAGUUUUUUAGAAGAAGGACAAGGUAAAUUGUGGAGCGACUGUGAUUCAAAUAAUGUUGUUGAUAAAUGGACCCAAACGUUUGAAGGCUCUAGCAGUAAUUUCUGUAGAAAGAUAGCUGAUUGAAUUUACGAUAUCCAGGAGCAGAGAAUUGUUGUUUAAUAGGAUUACAGAAAUAACAUAGAACAUUACUGAACUCAGCCAUUCAGAAACUAUCAGCGCUAAUCUGCUAUUGACCUUGGAGCUAAUCUCUAGACAGGAGCCUGCUGGGAUGACUCUAUACCAAGAGAAUUCACAAGGUUACAAAAGCCUUUAACGUUUUGCUAUUUGAUUACUUUUCUCCCUGAUUUCUGGAUUCUACCACAGUUACACAAUUCUAGCAGACAGUGCAAACAGUUUCAAAACAGCACCCAUCUUAAAGCAUGAAUGUCAUUUCAUGGAACUCUGCAAUUCCUAAAGCUUGAAAACCAGUAGGCUUAAUUUGCAGUGGACUGUGACCAGCCUCGUGAACAAAAUGUAAAUAUAUUCCCAUUGUAGUCAUUAAAAAAAAAGGUUAAUGUCCUUACUGGGCAAGUAGGCAUCCACAGGUGUAAAAACAAUCUCACUUCUGGAAAUAAUAUUUACCUAAAUUGAAAAAUAAACUUCUGGUGGGGGCUGACUUGCAGUUGUACAGGUAAAGUUCUGAAGUUGCAUGGAAUGUCAGGAACAACUAAGGUAACAGAACUUAAAAUGCUGUUUAGCUGUGCUCCAGAAAUGGGUAUGUAGGUAUUUAAUUAUCAUGCUAGAAAACAAACAUAGUAUUUUUCCUCCAUGGAAAUACGUAAGAAAACUAGUAGGUCGCAUGUUAUAUAUUUACCACACAGAGAAAUUGCUUAAUAGAUGAACAUGGAUAAGUUGAUUACGCCACACUAUAGCCACAGAGGAAUUCUAAAUGAAAUGGAAAUUUUGAAUUAACAAGAUAUUUCUAUUUUUCUUAGCUUUAUGAGACUUCAACGCUACUAUUGCAUUAGUAAUAAUACUAGUGUAUUCAACGAGAAGAGAAACAAAACAGAAUAGUUUUCUGUGCUUUCUUGGAAGACAGUGCUUCCAAGAAAACAGAUUGCUGCAGUUAAGCUAGGCAAUAUUCACUAUUCCCAGGCAUUAAUAGAAUAGAUGUAUUUUCACAGACAAGGUUCAUGUUUGUAUGGGUUACUUAUUUUCUCAUUAUUUACUAAGUAAAUAGUAAGAAUCAGCAUGUUCAAAGUCAGAUGCUUUUUUUUUUAAUUGAUAAGCAGCCCUAGUUUAUAGGCCUUGAUAUAAAAAUCACAGAUUUCAUCAGUUUCUACUUGCUGCCACUGAGAAUUCCUAGUGAUAGCCGCAAUGGCUUUUCACUCUAUAUUUCUUGUUUUCUUAGCUGGCCUGGCAUUUUUCUCUGAAGCUGCACCACAGGGCUCUUCUGAUUCCACACAUCCUCUUGUUGUAAAAAUUCUGGAUUCAGUCCGAGGAAGUCCAGCUCCAAAUGUUCCAGUUAAGUUAUAUAAAGCAGCCGCAGAUGGAUCUUGGGAACUGUUAAAUUCAAAAGAAACCAAUGAAAAUGGAGAGCUUCAAGAGCUUACAACUAAAGAACAAUUUGUAACAGGGAUAUAUAAGAUUGAGCUUGAUACAGCCUCUUACUGGAAGAAACUGGGCUUGAAUCCCUUCCAUCAACAUGCUGAUGUGGUAUUCACAGCUAACGAUGCUGGUUAUCGACAUUACUCCAUCGCUACUGUCCUCAGUCCCUUUUCUUACUCAACUACAGCAGUAGUCAGUGAGCCGGUAGAAUAGAAACUUAAGCAUAAAGAUUUAGAUAUGUAAAUUAAAAUUUCCAUAAACUCUACGAAUAGUUUCUGACUGUGGUGACAGUUUUAGAAUUUGCAUAGCACUUCCCAGAGUAAAUCACUAACAGCCACUGUCAAGUUGUUUAUUCCUUUUGUUAACUUUAGGAAAAUGUACUGACUUUGUUUUCAAUUACAUGAAUAAAAGCAUUCAGAGAAACAGAUUAAGUUUAUAAAAAAUGUACUGAGCAAAGUCUUCUGUGAAGUUAAUAAGCUACACUCCUCAGAAAGAAAGCAAACAAAAUAUACCUGAAAGGUAUCUCAUGGUAAAUGAGCACAUGGGAAACGUAAACCACCACUUGCCAUCACCUAUACCUUUUUAUUAAAGCUCACGGUGGAUAAAAUCAAAUGGGGCCACAAACACAGUAGAAGUAGCUUUUGAGUGACAACAUGGUAAGUAAGAGUAUGCAAGGAUUCUACACAAACUCAAAAAGCCUCCUUUCCUACUCCUAAAUAUGGCUGGUAACAUUUUCAAGGAGAAUCCAUAUACUAUUGCAGAAAAUUAAAGCCAUCAAACACACUUGAAGUUAUUUUUGUAUUCUCAGAAGACGCAUAGAGUUCUGCAAAUACCUUUGCCUUCAAUUUAAGUACUCCCAAAAAAUUACUCGCAUACCUCCAGCAUUCAGACACUUCUCUAAUAAUAACUCUAAGAUAAAAGGAAAAUAUACAAAGGCCAACUGCUUGUUUCUGAGAAAAUCAGCUUCAUGCUUAACGCAAAGAGAUUCACUCAUGUUUUUCACAUUAUUGUAAUUCAUGCACAAGGAAAAUAACUCUUAAACAAGAGCAGAGAAGAGCUAUUAGGAGAAUUAACAAGAGUCAUCCCACCACAGACUAGCCUGAUUUAUUUGAUGCCCAAUUUCCCCUUCCUUUUCCUGUUAUUUCAAGAAAUCAUGCACUAGAAAAAUCAGUGGUUUAUAAUCAAAACAAGAGAUACCUCUCCAGAAAGCCUCAGAAUAACCAAACCAACACCAGCUUUAGAACAUUAUAUUUCAUAAAAGACAAUGAUAAAAAAGUACAAACAUUCUCAUGAACAACAACAACAAAAAAAAACAAAAGUUAUGAUAGUACACAAGAAAUUCCCAGCAUAUGUUUCAGUGCAUUUUUCAUUAAGCCUAUCUUACAUACCUCUACAAACUAAAUAAUCUUAAGUACACUUCCUCUUGCUGAUAUGCAGUGGGUGCUUGUAAUAUUUUUAAGUAACUGGCUCAUCAGAACUCCACUUCAACACAGUCAUUAGUAAACGUAAUAGAAAAAUAGUCUGGCAAGAUCCAAGAAAAAGGAAAUUUCAUACAUUUUUCAAUAUAUUUUCUAUUUUGAAAUGGAUUUUAUAUUUUAUAUUCUUCUAUUUAGUUUUAUAUUGCGGAAAAUGGGUUUAAGAGUAUCUCAGCAUAUGAAGCAGAUUCUACUGUUAAUAUUUCUGUAAAAUUUUUACUCUCAAUUGCAAGAUCUUCAGAAUCUCGUAAAAAUAAUUCCUUUCUUCUCCCUCCAAGUUAACUCCUCAAAGAGAAGAUGUUCUUUAUUUGCCUCAUCACCAAUGCAAAAAACAAUGUGCUUGGCCUCUCCCCAUGUUUUACAAGAAUUAUGAAAAAUAUCAAAAGGAAUGUACAGAACUCUUAGUUCUGCAUCGCAUUUAUUUUGUUUCAAGGCACUGUUUAGGUUAAAAUUCAGUACAGAAUAGUACUGAGCUCAAGCAGAUAGCAUACAAACAUUAUUUGGAUGUAAUUUAAGAUGGCACCUUUGAAAACUUCUCAACAAAGUGAUCAAAGUUAUUUAGAGAGGAGUGUUGGUUAACAUUUCAUAAGGUAACGUCCAUCACUUUUGGGCACCAAAAAUGCAAACCUUUCAAGAACUCCGCUAUAUGUCAUAAUCCAUUUACAUCCUGGUUUAAAAUAAUAUUUUUCCUAAGACCAAACAUGAUUAAUCACUUACAGCUGUAAAGUUAUGUUAGUUCAGCCACAGCAAGUGUGUAAUAUAUUAUGUAUAUAUGUAUCUAUGCAUAAAUAUGCAUUUGAAUGGUUAAAAAAUUGCACAUUUCACAGAAUGCCUACCAAAUGGGCACAAAAGCAUGCUUCAGAAAACAGUACAGACGUACAGUACCAAAGGAUGUUUGGUAAUCAUAGGUGUUGAAUUGUAGUUGAACUUUGUACUGAAAACCAGAAAUCACAUCAAAAUUACAACAAUUUAAAAUUUAUUCAGCAGUUCUUAAAGAAUUGUAUUAGUCUGUUAUGAAAUAAGACCAAUUUUAUUUAAAGAUGUUGUUGAUCAUACAUAUAUUAUCUCCCUUUAUCCAUAUGCUUCAGAAUAGCCUAUACACUCAGUUAUAAAAAUAUAUCAGGAGGGGAUCUAAUUUUUGAAAAGAUGUUCUGUUCACUUUAUACUUUGCAUUAUUUUCAUUGCACUACAUCAUUGCUAAUGCAUAUUAGAUAAACUGGUAGAUUUUAGGGCAAUUCCCAUAAGGUUUAUCCCUUAGCUCUUGAGUACUACAACUAAAUCAUUACAUUUCUACAAAAUAUUUGGGAUGUCUACAAGUAAAAUCCUAACUUUACCUAAGAAUGACUAAGAGCAAAAUUUGCUGCUGGGAUCAUCAAGGAAAUAAAAAGUGUUUAUGGCAAACAAAAUAUACAUAGCACCACACUAUUUGUGGCAGUAAUUCAGGAAACCAACACAUAGUAACGAGUUAGUAUUUUUUGCCUACAUUCUUACAGAACACUCUACGGAUACUUUCCAUUCUUUACAGAAGCAGAAGUCAGUCUUUGGUUCCUAAAGAGUUGAAUAACUGCGACAAACAAAACAGUUCAGGAGAGUUUAGUCAAUAUAUUUGCAUUAACAUAGAAAAUAAAUGUUUCAGUCCUUCUCCUUAGUGUUAAACAAAGAAUGUAAAAAAAAAAAGGAAAAAAUACUUCUUAGCAUUGAGUUACUUAUAAGUAGCUUAACAUUACAAACAAACAGA